AUGACGUCAUCGUUUCAAACGGCACACAACAUGGCCGCUUACGGUAGGAGAAGUGAGUUUGAUUUUAAUCGCAAGACAAACCCGUUUGACGACGGUUCCGACGAUGAGUUUGAAAAGGUCGAUGGAGAUGAAUUACGAAGUCAGAUGCAGAUGGCAAGAGAAAGGACAAUGGAGAGUACUAAACGUUCUUUAGCCCUGAUUGAAGACACACACGACAUAGCUGUAAAAACAGGAGAAGAACUCCAAUGUCAAGGGGAACAACUGAAUCGAGUAGAACGCAACUUAGACAAGAUACAGGGCGACAUGAAAAUUGCAAACAGACACAUUAAAUCGGUGAACAGCAUUUGGGGAGCCAUAGGGAAUUAUUUCAAGAAAGCACCUCAACCGAAAGAAAACACUCGACUACCUUCGAGUAAUACCAGAAGUGGUUUGUCAGGCUUAGAAGAGGACUCUUCUCUGUAUUAUCCCAGUAGAGACCACGGAAGGGAUAGCAAAGAGUACGGAGCAUGGACAGGAGAAGGUGGUCAAUUUCAAAGAAGUAGCUUCUCAUUGCGUGACCCGUACGAAAGGGAAAUCGACGCAAAUCUGGACCUUAUGUCACGAGGCUUAGGCCGCUUGAAAGAAGAUGCAUUGAUACUUGGUGGCGAGAUCGAACGGCAAAAUGAACAGCUGGACGGAAUUUUAAUAAAAACAGAUUUAGCUCACAAAACGGUUGAGGAAUCAGAUAAAAAAGUUAGACGGAUCUUAAGGAAGUAA
Molecule: messenger RNA, 756 nt
Organism: Pocillopora meandrina
Lineage: Eukaryota; Metazoa; Cnidaria; Anthozoa; Scleractinia; Pocilloporidae
Source: the annotation of a GenBank genome assembly